AUGGCUUUUCAAAAUACUUUGAACCUUCUGUUUAGCCAGAAGAGAACUAUUCCCAACUACAACUGCGGCAUCUGGAAGAACCUCAUAGCUGUCAUUGGAGGCUUGGACUCUGAAAUCUCCCUCUACGUGGCUACUCUCUUAAGCAGUUACAAGAUUCCUCAGGUCACAUAUUGCUUAUUUGCUCCUCCCAUGAGUGAGGUGAUCCAACUCUCUCCUUUGUAUAGAGCAGUGCCCAGUGAAGAGCAUCAAUAUACUGGGAUUGUCCAGCUUCUUCUGCAUUUCCAGUGGAACUGGGUGGGCAUCAUUGCAGCGAAUGAUGAUAAAGGAGAAAGGUUUGGACAGACUUUGGCACACAAGUUUUCCCAGAAUGGCAUCUGUAUAGCCUUCAUGAAAAGAAUACCAACUUACAAAAACACACUGGAGAUGUAUAAAAUGUUAGACUUUUUUCAGAAUAUGACAAUUUUCUUAACCAAGACUAAUGUCAACAUCUGCAUCAUGAGUGCAGACUCGGAAAGCCUGGAUGCUUUGCAGUUGGCGCUGAAUAUGUUUGAUCCAGAUUCUAUGACGCCUAUACACAAAGUAUGGGUUAUGACAGCCCACUUUGAUUUCUCAUCACAGACAUAUCACAGAGAUCAAGGCAUACAAGUCUUCCAUGGUGCCUUAUCAUUUUCAGUUCAUCUCACCGAAGUUCAAGCAUUCCAAAAGUUCCUCAGGAGCAUAAAUCCCCAUUCUGAGGACGAUGGUUUCAUCAGGACUUUCUGGCAGCAUGCAUUUAGCUGUCUGUUUCCAGAUACUGGUGCGGGCAAUGAGGCUGUGAAUAGCUGCACUGGGGAGGAGGAACUGGAGAGCCUUCCUGGACCUUUCUUUGAAAUGAGCAUGACCAGUCAAAGUUACAGUGUCUACAAUGCUGUCUACGCUGUGGCACAUGCUUUGCAUGCCAUGCCUUCCUCCAAAACCAAGUAUGGAAUUGUGGCAGAUGGAGACAAGCUGGAGCCUCCAAAGCCACAGCCAUUUCAGGUCACGCCCUUGGGUGUGUGUAAUGACAACUGCCCUCCAGGUCACAGUAGAAAAAAGAAGGAAGGAAAACCAUUUUGCUGCUAUGAUUGUGCUCCGUGUCCAGAAGGGAAGAUUUCAAAGCAGAAGGAUAUGAAUGACUGUUCCAAAUGCCCGGAUGAUAAUUAUCCAAAUAAAGACCAAACUGCAUGCCUUCCAAAGGGUCUCCAUUUCCUGUCUUAUGGUGAACCUCUUGGUAUCAGUUUGGCAGUUAUCGCUCUGUGUCUUUCUCUGACGACAGCUGUGGUGUUUGGAAUCUUCCUUAAGCAUCGGAACACUCCCAUCGUCAAAGCCAACAACAGAGGACUCUCCUAUGCUCUGCUUGUCUCUCUCCUGCUCUGCUUCCUCUGCACCUUGCUAUUCAUUGGCUGGCCUUACUUUCUCAUCUGCCUUCUGCGCCAGACUGCUUUUGGUAUUAACUUCACAGUGGCCAUUUCUUCUGUGCUGGCCAAAACCAUCAUCGUGGUCUCGGCUUUCAUGGCCUCUAAACCAGGAUCAAAGAUGAAGAAAUGGAUGGGGAAAAGCUUUGCAAACUCUAUGGUUAUUUGUUGUUCGUUUGUUCAAAUGUGUCUUUGCCUGAUUUGCCUUUGCAAUGACCCUCCCUUACCAGAUGUUGACAUGAACUCUCUGGCUGAAGAAAUCAUAGUGGAAUGCAAUGAAGGAUCUGCCAAUAUGCUGUACUAUAUUCUGGGCUACAUGGGAUUUCUCUCUCUUACCAGCUUCUUUGUAGCUUUCUUUGCUAGGAAGCUGCCUCACUCUUUUAAUGAAGCCAAGUUUAUCACUUUCAGCAUGCUGGUGUUUUGCAGUGUGUGGAUGACUUUUGUGCCAACAUAUCUAAGUACCAAAGGGAAAUAUACGAUAGCUGUAGAGAUCUUCUCCAUCUUGGCCUCUGGGCUUGGGUUACUGGGAUGUAUUUUUUCUCCCAAAUGUUACAUAAUUGUCCUGAGGCCUGAAUUAAAUAAUAAAGAACACUUCAGGAAUGUCCACAACAAAAUAAUUCUGUGA
Heteronotia binoei (common prickly gecko) is the source of this 2058-nucleotide messenger RNA. RefSeq names its product extracellular calcium-sensing receptor-like. The record is from RefSeq and is a predicted model, not a curated record. Bases 1 to 2058 code for a protein of 685 amino acids. Lineage: Eukaryota; Metazoa; Chordata; Lepidosauria; Squamata; Gekkonidae. Gene Ontology annotation, cellular component: membrane. Gene Ontology annotation, molecular function: G protein-coupled receptor activity. Gene Ontology annotation, biological process: G protein-coupled receptor signaling pathway. The transcript has 5 exons.